Molecule: messenger RNA, 1662 nt
Organism: Penicillium antarcticum
Lineage: Eukaryota; Fungi; Ascomycota; Eurotiomycetes; Eurotiales; Aspergillaceae
Product: AMP-binding enzyme domain protein
Exons: 2
Coding region: 1-1662 (553 amino acids)
Biological process (GO): secondary metabolic process
Molecular function (GO): CoA-ligase activity
Source: RefSeq, a predicted model, not a curated record
AUGAUAUUUCGCUCGCGACUGUCGCUUCCUCCGGUUCCCGAAUCUGACGUGUUCAACUACAUCUUUCAUCGCAGCCGGCGAGACUACCCUCGCGGCCGUGUGCUCUACCGCGUUGAUGGAACCAAUGAACAGUUGACCCUGGCUGAGUUGGAGGCUCAGAGUCGACGUUUGGCUCGUGCCCUCCACGCUAACUAUAGCAUCAAACCAGAAGAUGUUGUCGCCAUCUUUGCCUGUGACAAGAUCCAGUAUCCUAUCGCAUACUUUGGGGCGCUGGCGGCGGGUGCUACUGUUGCCCUGGUCCCCGUGCAAGCAUCUACUGCCGCCAGCGACAUCGCCCGUCAUCUGAAACAGACCAACGCCCAACUGCUCAUCACCGAUACUGAUGUGCUUUCCCUGGCCGAGGCCGCAUCCGCCCUGCUAGAGAAGCAAGACCUGCCCCUGGUCACCCUCGACGAAACUGCCAGCAGUCAGUAUCCCUCCAUCGCUGCCCUCAUCACCACAAUCACGAGCAACUGCCACGACAACAUCUUCAACCUGCAUACCCAUGAAGCAGCUGACACCCAUACCGCCUUCAUAAACCGCACAAGCGGCUCAACCGGCAACAUGAAAUGUGUUCUAGUCAGCCACGCACACUUCAUCGCCACCCUUGAAGGCACACGCGCGACCAUUCCGGCCAACACUUGUCCCGACACAGAUACCUGGAUUUCCCCACUAUCACUCGGCUACUUCAUCAACGCGAAGUUGAAUAUGGGGCUGAAUAUCGUCCUGGGAAUCCCGGUCAUCCUAGUACCCUCAAAGCCAGACCUCGACGCCACAUCAGCCGUAGACCUCAUCUCCCGCCACCAAAUCACCUUCCUGUUCGUCACGCCUCCGCUAGCAGCACAGCUUGCGCGCUUUGACACAUCAUCGUCACAGACAAAGUCAAUAAAGUGGCUGCUUUCCGCCGGUGCCCCAAUCCAUGAAAAUCUUCGGGCGGCGGUAUCCCAUCGUUUCCACAAUAUCCCACUGAGUCUUGAACUCGGCACUGCUGAAACGAUGCUGGUCUGUAUUCAGUUUGACGAGGACUCUCGCGCCCCUGGGUCAACGGGUACCCUUGUGAGUGGAACAGAGGCCAAAAUCCUUGACCUAGCAACGGGACUGGAGCAGAAGGGACCGGGCCCCCAAAACGCGGGCGAGCUCCUUAUCCGCAACUGCCUCGCUCGGUACCGGGGAUAUCAGAACGAUGCAGUAGCGAAUUCCGCUGCAUUCGAUUCCGAGGGAUGGUUUCACACGGGGGACUUUGGAUACCUAGAUGAGAAGGGGAAUGUGUAUGUCGUGGAUCGGAUCAAAGAGAUGAUCAAGGUAGGCGGGGGAUACGGGGUGCACGUGUCAGCAGCGGAGCUCGAGGCGGUAUUGUUUACUCAUCAAGCUGUUGGAAGUGUGGUAGUUUUGGGAGUACGCGAGGAGCGGAAUCAAAGGGAUUUGCCGACAGCUUUUGUAGUGCCCAAGGGCAGUGAACAGGGGAGGGACAUGGGGGAGUUGCAGCAGGCCAUUGAGAGGUUUGCGGAGGAGAGGCUCACCGGCUUGCAGAAAUUGACUGGGGGUGUUUAUUGUCUUUCUGAGUUGCCCCGUAAGGGAUUCAAGGUUGAUCGGUCAGCUUUGAGAGAAUUGGCCAAGGUAUAG